Molecule: messenger RNA, 837 nt
Organism: Macadamia integrifolia
Lineage: Eukaryota; Viridiplantae; Streptophyta; Magnoliopsida; Proteales; Proteaceae
Product: dynein light chain, cytoplasmic-like
Exons: 3
Coding region: 275-733 (152 amino acids)
Biological process (GO): microtubule-based process
Cellular component (GO): dynein complex
Molecular function (GO): dynein light intermediate chain binding; dynein intermediate chain binding
Source: RefSeq, a predicted model, not a curated record
UCCUCCAACUCCCAACGACCCACGUUUAGUAGUUUACACGCAAACACGAAAAAGAAAAAGAAACAUAAAACUCGAGAGGGUCGUUGGUUGCUGCGGCCCUGCCUGCCCUGUUGGGUGUCUUCUUCUUUUCACUUCCAUUGAUUCUCUCUCUCUCUCUUUUGCUUUUGCAGUUUUGCUUCCUCCUUUUAUGGGUUAUCUGGGUUCUUCAGACAAACAAAUGGAAGGGUAAGAGAUGGAGUAGAAUAGAAAUCAAAGAUUGAGAUGAAAGACUGAAAUGGAGGGAGCAGAGGAAGAGCUGGAGAGAAGAAGCAGGUUUCUUAGUAGUCUCAUACAAAAGAAGAAAGCCAUUGAACAGCAAGAGCAGCAUGAAGGUCUCAACAUUCGAGUCAGGGCUGCUGACAUGCCCGUCGCCUUACAACACCGCGCCUUUCGCUGUGCCAGAGACACACUCGACUCUAUGCCCAAGAAGCUCGACAGCAAACGUCUGGCACUCGCUCUUAAGAAGGAGAUGAAUGGAGAUGACACCUUACCCAUUGAACACCAAAUGCACAGGGAUGCUAUAAAUGGUUUCAUUCAGGAAUUUGACACAUCAUAUGGUCCAGCCUGGCACUGCAUUGUGGGAACUAGUUUUGGCUCAUACGUUACCCAUUCACUAGGAGGUUUCUUAUACUUCUCCAUUGACAAGGUUUACAUACUUCUCUUCAAGACUGCUGUUGAGCCCAUGAGUCAUUGACAGUGUCGUGAAUUGAAUAUAAGCACUUAUGUCAGUUGUGUGAUAUUUGGAAUUGUAAACUUGCAAAUUGGAUGUUUAAUGUAAAUUUAUAAAGCUUCCCGUCA